GCUGGUCGCACCCCGGCUUUGCUGGUGUCCACGCUGGAUGGGUCGCCCUUGAGCUUCCGUGCGGUGCCGCCGGCCCAGACCCGGGCGCGGCUGGACAUGGCCACUUACUGCGACUACCCGGGCCCCUCUUCUGCCCCGCCCGGCCAGGCCCGGGUCGCCGCACACCCCCCGGGCUAUGCGCGUGGUGAUCUGGGCAUCGCGGGCGAGGGCCCGAGCCUGUGGGUGAACGCGCCCGCGCUCAGCCCCAAAUCCUGUGCUUCGGGCCCCGGGACCACGCCGCCCUACGCCGCCCCCGGCUACUGGGCUCCCGGCACGCUCCUCGGCCCCCCGGGCGGCCUGGCGGGAGCCGACCUCGCCUGGCUGAGCCUCUCCGGCCAGCAGGAGCUGCUGAGGCUGGUGCGGCCGCCCUACUCGUACUCGGCGCUCAUCGCCAUGGCCAUCCAGAGCGCGCCGCUGCGGAGGCUGACGCUCAGCCAGAUCUACCAGUACGUGGCCGGCAACUUCCCCUUCUACAAGCGCAGCAAGGCGGGCUGGCAGAACUCCAUCCGCCACAACCUGUCGCUCAACGACUGCUUCAAGAAGGUGCCCCGCAACGAGGACGACCCAGGUAAAGGCAAUUACUGGACCCUGGACCCCAACUGCGAGAAGAUGUUUGACAACGGGAACUUCCGAAGGAAGAGAAAGAGGAGAGCGGAAGCCAGCGCAGCCGCGUCCUCGGGAGCCGGGAGCCGGAGAGGGGCCGAGGCACCCUCGCUGGAGCCCCAGGGCGCGGCUUGCGGGGACCUGCAGGCCUCGCCCUCUCCGUCGACACCAGAAGCCGCCACCUGCUUCUCGGGUUUCGCCUCCGCUAUGAGCGCUCUGGCUGGCGGCCUUGGCACCUUCCCCGGGGGACUGGCAGGCGACUUUUCUUUCGGGAGGUCGCAGACAACGGUCGCCACCCACGAUCCCCAGGCCCUUGGCCCCUCGCCUGGCUUCGCCCCUGGCCACCAGACCGCGGCCGCUGCCUUCCGCGUCAGUCACCUCCUCUACAGCCGGGAAGGGACCGAAGUUUGAAGGGAGGCUGGGGACUAGUCCGGUGCGUGUCCAGAGGUGCUGCGCUCAGGCCUCCGGUUUUCCCUGUGACAGCCCCAGGUGUUGGUGCCAAAGGCCUCAGUGCCAUGGGAGGAAGUGCAGAGUCGGGGCGGCCCGGCCAGCAGGGAGCUGGGCUGAGCAGCACCUGGGCCUCAGGGUGGGUGGCCCGUCCGCUGUGCACCUUUCACCCAGGUGAGCUCCAGAGCCUCCCUACUCUUCCUCUAAGCCCAGCCCUCCUGGGUCUCUAGAGCCUGUGCUCUCUAGGGCUGUGCCUUGAAGGGACGAUGGGUUGGUGCUCAUCUCCACUGUUUCCCAAAGAGGCUGGCUGACCCCAAAGAGCCUGAGAGCAGGUGGGAGGAAGGUGGGCUGCAGGAGCUGUGGGGGCGAUUUCUACCUCCGCCCAGCCUGGCCCACCUGGCUCAGGGAGGCUGCUGCAGGGGUGAGGGACAGGACUCAGGAGCAGCCGCGGGUGGGGCCAGGUGGGCCAGGACUCUGCCGGGAGGGGGUCUGAGACUGUUGGGUCCUCUGUAAGGAAGAACUUGCUAAUGGUUGGAACUGCCGGUGGCGGGAGGGAGAAGCGCUGUGUGGGGCAGAGAGUGCCCUUGGGGAUACCAGCUCCCUUCCCUGAUACUCAGCUCUGGUCAUUGAUGGCCCUGCUCUAGGACAAGGCACCUCCCCAGGACCCUGCCAUCCCUGACUACGGGAACGAUGCCCAACACCCUGGAGUCCCCCAAGGGUCGGGGUUUUUGCCACCCCACCCACACUCACACUCACA
Messenger RNA from Saimiri boliviensis boliviensis (Bolivian squirrel monkey), 1846 nucleotides. RefSeq names its product forkhead box I2 (gene FOXI2). Gene Ontology annotation, biological process: regulation of transcription by RNA polymerase II; anatomical structure morphogenesis; cell differentiation. Lineage: Eukaryota; Metazoa; Chordata; Mammalia; Primates; Cebidae. Gene Ontology annotation, molecular function: RNA polymerase II cis-regulatory region sequence-specific DNA binding; DNA-binding transcription factor activity, RNA polymerase II-specific. The record is from RefSeq and is a predicted model, not a curated record.